Endocarpon pusillum Z07020 is the source of this 4011-nucleotide messenger RNA. RefSeq lists its product as uncharacterized. The transcript has 2 exons. The record is from RefSeq and is a predicted model, not a curated record. The coding region runs from base 1 to 4011 and encodes 1336 amino acids. Lineage: Eukaryota; Fungi; Ascomycota; Eurotiomycetes; Verrucariales; Verrucariaceae.
AUGGCAGUUGCUCUCCGAAACGCUGCCCGAUUGAAGCCAGAGAUUCAACUGUCGCAGGCGCUGCACGAUUUUGAGGCAAUCCUCGACCAGGAUCAGAUGGCCCAACUCGAUGAGUUCAAGAAGGAGUUGCCGCCGGGCGCGGGCGCUCCUCUCGCCUUCACCAGCUUCCUUGAUCGCAGUCUGCAAAGUCGGUGCAAUCGGCGUUGCAUGGGCCCUAGAGUGAUUAAUCUGCUGCAGAGCGCGCAACAAUUCUCGACAGUUAUAGACGUCGUCGUUGGAGGUACCCAGAGUCUUCUUGCAAGCUCAGUGUGGGGUAUACUGAAACUUUCGUUACAAAUCGGUUCCAAUUACUCCCAGUACUAUGACAAGCUAUCGUUGCUUUUGAUGGACAUUGGACGGACUUGUCCCCAGUAUCAACAGUUUGGGUCACUAUUCGCCGAGUCAAAGGGCUUGCAACGAGCUCUAUGCGAGUACUUUGCUGCCGUCAUCGGCCUAUGCAAGCAUAUUGUUAUCUUCUCGCGCAAGACAUUCAUUGCUCAGCUGCCAAAGUUAGUCCUUCCAUUCGAUGCAGCUUUUUCAGAUAUCCAGACAAGUCUUCGCCAAUUAUCCACCGCGGUUCGGGAUGAAGUCGCCUUGGCUUCGAGCAAGCACCAGAAGCAUGAGUGUAGCUUGAACGCAGAUGAACGACAGAAGAACGCUCGGUUUCGAGCACUGGCGACAAUGUUCAGGGACCAAAGUCUCGCAGAAGCCCGGCGUACAAACAAACACUACCUCCAACAAUUAAGGUCAGAUUUCUUGGGUAGACUGUCCAACUACGACCACGUGACGGCUUGGAAACAAUCUCGAAGCAAAGGUACUGUCAAGUGGAUUUUAGAGGAAGAUGCAUACAGUCAGUGGAAGACGGCCUUUUCUUCUGGGAUACUACAGCUAGUUGGGAAUUUGGGAUCGGGUAAAACCGUGCUGAUGGCCAAUGUUGUAGCCGAUCUGGUACUUCAGAAUCACGUCACCAUCAGCUAUUUCUUUUGUAGAUUUGACGAUGCUGCGUCCCUGAAUGCGAGGACGGUCAUCGGCAGCUUGGCGAGACAGCUACUCUUGGACGUGGCAUUCCAGGUGUCGGAGUCCCAUUCAAACGCGAUGGAUGUUGAUGGGGUGGUUGGAUUCCUACUGGAGGUUCUCCCAUUAAAGAGCGGGCGAAGCAAUAUCAUAUGUCUCGAUGGUAUCGACGAAUGCGUGGAAAGUGAAAGACUUCUGGUCCUCUCGGCGCUCGAGCGCUUGUCCGGCGUGCCGAAGUUGAACCUCAAAAUCAUUUAUAGCACAAGGGCCGACACUCAGCAAGCUGCCGGGCAAAUACUGACCCCCUACGAAACGAUUUUCAUGUCUGGCAUAGAUAUGAGGGCCGAGAUUUCCGAAUACAUUCAGACUAGCCUAGAAGAACGACUUGAGAGGAAGCAAUUGACGUUGGGUGAUCCUAACCUGAUCCUACGUAUCCAAGAGGAAUUGGAAAGAAGAGCCAAUGGCAUGUAUCUAUGGGUCUACCUCCAAUUAGAGUCAUUAUGUGAACAGGAAACUGAUCGGGAUAUUGUUCAGACGCUAGAAGAUCUGCCUAGGAAUAUGCACGAGACGUAUACCAGGAUUCUUUCGCGCAUAAAGGGCCGUGUGUCACUGACUCAAAAAAUAUUCGAAACCAUCACAGUCGCUCAGCGACCUUUGUCGACCGAAGAAUUGCGUGAGGUUCUCGCGGUUGAGCCAGGAAAGCUUACUUUCAAGGCAGGUAGCCUAGUCAACAGAAUCUUGAAGACUUUAGCUCAAUGCGGCGGUAGUCUUUUGGUCGUGGACGAAGAAGACUCUACCGUGCGAUUUGUGCAUGAAUCAGUUCGCCAGUUCCUCACAGGCGGGAUCAAAGAAGAGUCCGACAUUGCGCAGUACUAUAUCGACACCCAAAAAGCCAUCCUUGAUUUGGGUAUAAGCUGCGUGACGUACCUCAAUCUGGGCAUUUUCAAUACCCAAUUGUCCAAAGCCUGCAAUUCAGCGCCUUGGCAGGGAAUUUCUCCAAUGAAAAUCAUCAAGAACAGCCUUGCAAAGGAUAGCAUGAGCAUGAACCUAGCCUUGAGUCUGCUCAGAGGUGGAAAGGGCACCAAUUGUGACGUUGGAAAACAGCUGGAGCGAGUCGCUGCUCUUGCGAAUCCGGCAACAGAGCUGACUUAUGUCUUUCUACCAUAUGCCAAGGCAUAUGUCCUCACACAUACUAAGGGACUUCUUGCCUGUGAUGCUGAGCUUGAUUCUAUGUUUUACAAAAUCUUCAAUGGUUACCUCCCACACGUACCCAAACCAUGGGCCGAUGAAGAGGGUGAAACGUUGGGCAACAAUGCAAUAUCCUGGGCCGUUGACCACAAUCAUCUUGGUCUUGUCUAUCGAAUUCUUCGAUCCAAUGCAUCUGGAGGAGAGCAAGGUAGCCUCGGUCCUGCGGGAAAGUUCAAGAAUGUUCCUGAAACAGUGCUUGACAAUCUGCUCAGCUUGGGAUUUACUCGUCAAAGGAUGGAGGUAGUCCACCUUAUUCUCAAUACAGUAUACAUGGAGCGUGACUUCAUGAUGGCUUUGCUGACACAAACAAUCGCUUGUGGCAAUACACUGCUAGCGGAAUGGAAGCGAAAUGUUAACCUGGCGGAAAUCAAAAUAUCUCUCGAGUUCCUUGAAACAGGCCAAACAGCACGCUACGAUAUCAAGUUGAAGCCCAUGGUGAUGAGAUACCGGGAUUACGGACUUUACACGGUGGAAGUAGAUGAAGCUUGGGACCCUUUCGCGCUCGCAGCUGCGUCCAAUAACGUAGCGGCAGUCGACCUAAUGAUGAUGAACGGAGAAGGAAUAUCUGGACACCUCGAUGCCACGAAGAAGGCUCGGGUUCUGCGGAUUCUGCUUCGUGGUUUACGCGAGGCCGCUUGCCGUAGCCACGUCACUAUGUUCAAACACCUCCUCUUCACAUUCCCUCUCCACUUAUACCGACAAGAAGACUCAGAAGUUUCAGACGCCGAAUACGAUGAAUACAAAUGGACACCCCUCCAUUAUGCCGCAACUUUACCAGACUCGACAGUCUACCAAUCUUUACGCGACGAAUACUACAAUUCGAAAGCUUUUAACCCUGACACACUUUUAACUGAGAUCCUUUCUCUGCCAAAAGGGCAGACCAUACCGGUUUUGAAGUUUGAUCCGACCGAGAAAGAGGUUGCGAACUUCUCGGAGGAGGAACAGGACGAAGAAAUGCAGCGGGAAGUCCCUACGGAGACGUUGCAGCCAGCACCAGGUCGACCUCGUUGGAGGUUAUUUCCCCGUCGUGCAGUAAGGAACGAUCAUGAAGUAAGGGACGGUGAUAAAUUAACAAACAGGAUUAGAGAACAACCACCACCUUCUCCGCCAUUAUUCUCUUCGUCAAUUUACCUACAGUCAUUGCCACGUUUUGAGCUACAGUCAUCGCCAGUUUUUGAGCUGCCUACAUUAUUAUACUUUAAUGCAGAUAGCGCAUCGCCAACGACCGUGCCGAGGAGCCCAGCUGCAGAAAGUGCAGUCGAGCCACCCAGUGGAAGAGAGAAUGACGUCAUCAGUCCGUCAUUGGGCAGAGCGGCCUUUGGCGAUAAUAAAGAUGGCCCACGUAUCUUUAGUACCCUGUCGAAGCGACACUCCAUGCCAUUACGGUUCAGCAUACACGCCUCCAGGCCGGACAAUAUUCAACAAAACGACUUUCAAGCGCAAGCACUGCACGCCCUGAGCAAGGCGCUCGAAGCACAAGCAGCUCUCACCCGCGCUUCUUCUCCGUCUACCGCGAACGGUAAGCCCGGGUGGUGGUGGUGGUGGUGGGAGAAUCCUCAGCUCAUGUUCUUGAUGUUCGUGCUGUGGCCGUCAAUCCUGGUCUGCUGCUGCUGCUGCUGCUGCUGCUUGUUGGUCUACAUGAUGCUGCAAAGACCAGAGCAGAGCGGGCAGGGAAACGGACAGUGUGUUUGGGAUGGUAUGGAUCUUUGA